AAAAUCGGAAAGUUCCUCGAAAACAGCACUUGCCCCCCAGGAAAAGCGAUCCAGACCGAGAUUUUUGCGGCGGUUGUACCACCACCACCUGUGGCUGUCCCAGCUCAGGCUGUUGCAUGUCUGCAGGGAAAAAGCAGGCGCCGUUUCCGCGUUGCUCCUGCCUCCUUCUGUUUGCGAAAUCUGCGCCUCUUUGACAGCUCUUUUCUGUCGGUUUGUGAGGAUGCCGCGAGUCGGGAGUUAGUUCCCGUGGUGCCGGAUCCACAUUUUUCUCAGGUCCGUUUUCCGGGCGGGCGCCACUUUCGAGUUUCAGCUUGCGUCUCACUAGCUUUUUUUUCGUCGUCUUCUCUCGCGCCUCUACGCUUUUUUCUCCACUUCCUGCAUGACUCGAGGAAAACUCUCCCGUCGAAUGUAUGUCUCCUCUUUCGUAGGUCUCCUCAGCUGUCUGACGAACCCCCAAAUGGGUUCUGCCUUCCCGUUUCGCGCGCGUUCAGUGUGCACUCCUUUUCGCACUUGAUUCUGGAGCGAGUGUCUUUUUCUCCAGCUGUUUCCUUCUCUCUUCGUCUUAAUUGUCCGUCACAAUGCCGCCCUCCGCGCAGCCGUCAGAGACACCGGAAGCUCCUCCCGAGGAGAAGCGUGGAGAAACCGGAAAGGCUGAGAACAGCGUGGCUGCUCUGUUGAAGAAGGGCCAGGACCUGGUCGGCGCGGACCCCCAGAAAGCGAUUGCGUUGAUUGAAGAAGCGAACCGACUCGCGUACCAGUGUGCGGUGAAAGACCCCCAGGUGGAGAAACGACCGCUUCCGCCACCGAGCGUGGAGGAAGCUAUGCGCCUCCAGGAGCAAGGCAUUGCUCUCCUCGCCUCGCUCUACGCGAGCCAGGGGGACUGCGAGUCUCUCCAGCAGCUGAUGCGGUCGUCGCUGCCCUUCUUCUCGCUUCUGGCCAAAGCACGAACCGCGAAACUUGUGCGAAUCCUCGUCGACGCCGUGGCAGAGCUCCCCGGCGCCGAGCACGCUCUCGUCGAACUCUGCAAAGAAGUGAUUCCCUGGUGUCAGGGCGAGAAGCGGACCUUCCUCCGCCACAGAGUCGAGAUCCGCCUUGCGCAGGUGUACGUCCAGCUGGGCAUGCUGCAGCAGGCGCAGCCUGUGCUGCAGCAGCUGCUUCAGGAGGUGAAGAAGUUGGACGACAAGCUGCUCUUGGUGGAGAUCCACUUGAUCGAGUCGCGACUCCAGUUCAAAGUCAAGAACUAUCCGAAGGCUCGCGCGGCGCUGACGGCUUCCAGAACGAAUGCCAACGCGAUUCACUGUCCCCCUCUUCUCCAGGGAGACAUCGACUUGCAGGCUGGCAUCCUCGCAGCCCAAGACCGAGACUACAAAACGGCGUUCUCCUACUUCUUCGAAGCGUUCGACGCCUUCAGUGCUCAAGACGCCGCUCACCACUCUCAGCGGCCACCGAGUGCUGCUGGAGCUGCGGUCGCUGCAGCGGCCAAAGGCACCCCGACACCAGGUCCGUCGAGAGCGCUGCAGGCGCUGAAGUACAUGCUGUUGUCGAAGAUUCUUCAAGGAAAAGAAGAGGAAGUGAGCUCGUUGCUCACUGGAAAGCAAGGACUGCGGUACUACUCGAUGGACGCGGCUUCCGCCAGCAACAGACAGGCGGGCGCUGCUGCCUCAAACACGAGACGGGACCUGGAGGCGAUGCGGGAGCUUGCACUCUGCCACAAGCAGCGUUCGCUGAAGAAGUUCGAGGAAGUUCUCCACGAGUUUUCGACGGAGCUGGAGGGCGACGAAGUGCUCAUGCACCACAUCGAUGAACUCUACGAAAACCUGUUAGAAAAGAAUCUGCUCCAACUGCUGCGGCCCUUCUCCAGAGUCGAGCUGGCUCACGUCGCCCAACUCAUCGGCUUGCCGGGCCCCAAAGUCGAGGAGAAGUUGAGUGCGAUGAUUCUCGACGGGAAGCUCCACGGAACGCUCGACCAGGGCGUAGGAGUCUUGCUCCUGUUUGAGGAACAAGUGCUCCCCGAGAUGCACCUCGACGCUCUCGCGACCAUCAAAAACAUGGCGCAAGUCGUCGACACCCUCUACGAAAAGAGUCUGCAAGCUCUCUAGUGGCCGCGCGCAUGCAGCCUUUGCUCGGGAGGCCUGGCGCGCGCCGGAAGAAGGAGAACGGGGGCUCCAGUGUGUGGAAGAGUGAAGUUCUGCCGCAGGCUCACGACGAAGUGCUCCGCUUCUAUGCUGGUUACAGACUCGCGUUUCUCGAAGCAGAAAUCUACUUCCUGGGCUCUGAUACCGCAGACGAGAAAAGGCAACGCGCUGUCGGGGACGCUGCAUCGAGGGAAGAGGGGCAUUUUCUGAACUCAGUCAAAAAAUCACUUUUUUCACCGGCUGCUCCAUCUUCUCGAGGCACCAGACUCCACAGAGGUCACGGCCCUCUCAUCUUCACAGGUUUUCCCCGCUCUGGGUGUACAGACAGACGGGGAACCUACGAAACCGAAUAGGGUAAACGUGUCUCUGUACAACGAACAGCGAUAUUAAACUGGAUCAUUCAAAUCGAACACAAACUCUAUAGGACCUAGGAUACGGAGUGGAACUCCCUGUUGGCAUAAAUGCUAGCAGGCCCUCGACUGUGGUAGAAAUUAUUUUCCAGCCGGAUACUGUGCGAGCUCAAGUAUUACAGCAGACUCCACUGACAAGGAUAUUCAUCAUUUCUCAAGCCCGAAAAAAACGCGUUUGCAGGCAACAACGGAAGUUCGAUUGCAAUGUCUAUCGUGUUGGCGCCGGCACAAUUCUGCCUGAGAGCAGGGAAUCCGACCGUCUCGUCUUACGCAGCAUGCGACGAUAGCUGCUCACCUUGUCUGUCCUUUAAGUGAUUCCAAGGACCCCUCUAGCGUCUACACACUACCUUCUUCGUAGGCCUCUCGUGCAUUUGCUAGUGUUCAACAUCUAGUUAGAGAAGCAGCAGAGGCCUGAAUGGCAUCAGAUUAUGUUGCGCGCGACAGACCAGCCUCUUCGGAACUCUAGCGUGUGUCGGAUCAAGUGGCUC
Messenger RNA from Toxoplasma gondii ME49, 3033 nucleotides. Its product is annotated as PCI domain-containing protein. The record is from RefSeq and is a predicted model, not a curated record. The transcript is spliced from 3 exons. Gene Ontology annotation, molecular function: protein binding; structural molecule activity. Gene Ontology annotation, biological process: ubiquitin-dependent protein catabolic process. Gene Ontology annotation, cellular component: proteasome regulatory particle, lid subcomplex. Lineage: Eukaryota; Apicomplexa; Conoidasida; Eucoccidiorida; Sarcocystidae. Bases 579 to 2099 code for a protein of 506 amino acids.